Pistacia vera is the source of this 1421-nucleotide messenger RNA. RefSeq names its product glutamate--cysteine ligase, chloroplastic. The transcript has 12 exons. The record is from RefSeq and is a predicted model, not a curated record. The coding region runs from base 62 to 1024 and encodes 320 amino acids. Gene Ontology annotation, biological process: glutathione biosynthetic process; modified amino acid biosynthetic process. Lineage: Eukaryota; Viridiplantae; Streptophyta; Magnoliopsida; Sapindales; Anacardiaceae. Gene Ontology annotation, molecular function: glutamate-cysteine ligase activity.
AAUAUAUGCUGGAUGUUAAACUUUGUGUGCUUUGUAACAGGUGAAAGCUGUUGCGGAGGAAAUGGGAAUUGGGUUUGUAGGAAUUGGUUUUCAGCCCAAAUGGGGACUUAAAGAUAUACCUGUUAUGCCAAAGGGAAGAUAUGAGAUAAUGAGGAAUUACAUGCCUAAAGUGGGCUCACUUGGGCUUGAUAUGAUGUUUAGGACAUGUACUGUUCAGGUUAAUCUGGACUUCAGUUCAGAGGCUGACAUGAUCCGCAAAUUUCGUGCUGGUCUUGCUUUGCAGCCUAUAGCAACAGCUCUAUUUGCGAAUUCACCAUUUACUGAAGGAAAGCCAAAUGGUUAUCUCAGCAAGAGAAGCCAUAUUUGGACAGAUACUGAUAACAAUCGGGCUGGCAUGCUUCCCUUUGUUUUUGAUGGCUCCUUUGGGUUUGAGCAGUAUGUUGACUAUGCUCUUGAUGUUCCAAUGUAUUUUGUUUUUCGCAAAAAGAAGUAUAUUGAUUGUGCGGGGAUGUCAUUCCGGGACUUUUUGGCUGGAAAACUUCCAUGUCUUCCUGGUGAAUUGCCAACUCUUAAUGAUUGGGAGAAUCAUCUGACAACAAUAUUUCCAGAGGUUAGGCUCAAGAGAUACUUGGAGAUGAGAGGUGCUGAUGGAGGGCCUUGGAGGAGGUUAUGUGCUUUGCCAGCAUUUUGGGUAGGUUUGUUAUACGAUGAGGUCUCACUUCAAAAUGUUCUAGAUAUGACAGCUGAUUGGACCGCGGAAGAAAGAUUAAUGCUGAGGAAUAAGGUCCCAAAAACUGGUCUUAAGACUCCAUUUCGAGAUGGUUUGCUGAGGCAUGUUGCUGAAGAUGUCUUGAAGUUGGCGAAGGAUGGUUUGGAAAGAAGAGGGUAUAAAGAAUCAGGGUUCUUGAAUGAGGUGGCUGAGGUUGUUAGAACAGGUGUAACACCGGCUGAGAAACUUUUGGAGAUGUACCAUGGGAAGUGGGGACAGUCUGUGGAUCCUGUUUUUGAGGAGCUGCUCUAUUAAAAUAGAAUAAGUUUUCUGCCAUUUUAAUGGUGACCUAUUUGUUAUCCUUGGUUGAAUUUUGGUCUAAUCCUUCUGUUUCUUCCGAACUGUUUUCAAUUUACAGUCGUAGGAAUAAAGGGUGUUGUAAAUUCUUGCAUGAGGGUCCCCAUGUAACUCUCAUCGAAUCUAACCAGAUCAAACCUUUGUUGAACUCUGUUGCAGACAAGUGAAAGUUAGUGAAGAAUCCAUCACAAAUGUAAGAUGAACUUAUGAAGUUGUACUUGUAAUAAGGUUGUUUUUAAUUUGAUUACAAUACAUUAUUGUCACUUGCAUGAUUCUUGUUGUUCAAAGACUUAGCAUAUGAUUGUAUGCUUAGAGGCUUUUCUUCAUCUCUGAAAUUUAUUGAUUUCCUAGGUUA